Molecule: messenger RNA, 2265 nt
Organism: Symbiodinium sp. CCMP2456
Lineage: Eukaryota; Dinophyceae; Suessiales; Symbiodiniaceae
Source: the annotation of a GenBank genome assembly
AUGCUGCGGCGGCUGCUUGGCCCUGCAGGAUGCUGCUUGCAUGUAGCCUGGGCAGCGGCUGCAGUACAGUGCAGCGAGCUGGCCGAAGAGGAUGCCUGCUCCGCGAUGCAAACGCGGAGGGGCGAACCGGAGAGGCACCCUCGAGUGGAAACAACAGCCAUCAAGGCAGAAGCCCUGGAUAGGCUAGUUGAAAGACACGACCAUGCAAGCAACGCCUUCGGGGUGAAGGCAGGCCGAACUGGGGUUCUGCAUAAAGUACAGGUCGUUGAGGCAUGGAUUGAAAGCAGACCGCCAGAGGUCAAAACGCUUAUCAAAGCAGUGUUUGUUUCCUGGGUGGUUGCCGGGAUCUGUGGCCUUGUUGGGAUGUCUUGGGGGAUUGUGAGAUGGCAGCCACCGAGCAAAUACAUCUCUUGGCAAGUCCUGAACGAGGGAGGGGCUGGUGGGGGUCUUUGCGCCAUUCCGGCCACCAUCUUGCUGGCUAUUUUGAGCAUCCCCUCGCGGGUGAUGUGCUUGAGCCUGGAGGUUCGGAGGACACUCUGUGGUAUCUUGAUUUUCUACGGGGUCAUCUUCGCCAUCAUGUGGAAUGCAGGGCUGAUUCAACCUGUCCUGAAUCAGAUUGCCUCCUACGUCUACAUCUUGGCCUUUGCGGGUUCUCUGAUUGUUGUGGUUCUGUUGGAACUGGUGGAACAUGCACGCUACCAUUUCAGUGGCCCUUUCAUGGCAUUGCAGAGGGCAUACUCUUACGGAGACAGGGGCCAAGCAACCUUCAAGCGGAUGCGCAGCGUGCCAUACUGCAACCUGAUCGAUGCAACAGCAGUUUACUCACUUGGAAACGUGGCCUGGCUGCAUGCUGCUGCGCCGUGGAGUGGGAUCAUAGGAAACUCGGGAUUAUCCCGACGCCUACAGAGGACGACACAGCCACCGCUGCCACCGUGCAUCAUGAAGCAGGAGCAAGUCGAAGUGCCAACGCCCAGGCAGAUUCUGGAGGCCUGGAUGAGGAGAGAUGCCCAGAGCGCCGCAGGGCUCAAGCAGAAGCAGCCCUCGCAGCAGAUGACAUGCGACCCGCAGGCAGACACAGUGGCUUGUGGACGUUCGAAGACCUGCUCGCAUGCACGUGCCAUGCAAGCAGCCGGGCUUUCUGAGACCCUGGAGGGCACGGCGGUGCUCUUCAAUGAGAACCUGCCUCACUUGGCAUCGACACUGGAAUCUAGCUUGCUGGAGCAUAUUGCAGUCGGCACGCACGGCCAGGUUUGCUGGUCGGACGGCUCUAUCGGCUCAGAUGAGCUGCGUGCUGCGCACGCAGAGGUGACCGCAGCGCUGGAAGAAGCCAGGUGGGACAUCGAAGCACAGCGAGUGCUGGAGGUCCCAAGGCUGCGGGAGAUCUAUCAGAACUACGCGCUCCACGUGGUGUCUUGCCCCCAAGCGGUGCUGCAAGCGACCCUCGCAAAGCUCGAAGGUCUGCUUCAGCAUCUCCGACAGAUUUGCAACACCACGGAGCUGGUCCGGCACUGCCAGCUGAACACGCCCUUCAUGUUUGACGUGUUUAUUUACUACUUGCUACUGAAGUAUGGACUUGUUGAUGCCUACAACCUGGGAAAUGUCACCAGCCAGGAGGUCUUCCGCGGAUGGCCGAUCGAGGAGGGGCUUCGGGUGCACUUCACAAGGCUUUUGCUGGCUCUGGAAUCUGUAGACGUAGGCUUUCCUGUGACAGAUCAAUGUGCUUGUGUAGAAGCUUAUGACUACUACACAACGUUACACGCCCUUUUCGACGGCUCCUUGCACAUAGGCCGUGGGGAUCUUCAUGAGCGGAUGUUGCGGCCCUCCAGUGAGGCACGGCGGAUCAUCGAGGCCGCUUCAUACUGCGAGGAGUGGAUGGAAAAGGACUUCCAGCGGAUCUUCUCUAGCUACGCCAAAUUCUCGGCUUGCUUGCCAGGUGCGCUGAUGGAAAACAUCAUUUGCCUUCAAAGAUGGCUGUUGGCUGGCAAGGUGGUCGGCAGCCUCAACACCGCUGAGAUGAUGGCCAUUUCCACUGCAGUUUGGGGAGUGUUGAGGACCGCAGUUCAUGACUGGCAUAGAGUCAGAGCCGAGUCAUUGAGAGCCCAUAUCGGUCUUGACUGCACGAAACAAUUCCUCGAAACACUUCUUACGUGUAGCUCGGUUGGUCCGUCGGAGGUCAAUAUACACACCAUAUGUCCCAAACAUUCGGAAUCAAAGGUUGCCAAGUCUGUAUACCGUUCUGCAGCCUCAAUACGGCCAGUAGUCUAG